UUUAUGCUAAUGUGGCCAAUCCAUCCGCAAAAUAUCAGGAAAUAUAAAAGUAAAACAGAGUGAAUGCUGUACUGUCAUGAAGUGUGAUAUGUCAACAGUGCCUAACACGAAGUUGCCUUAGUCCAGGACACAGCCGCCCAGGAUGGCUCUGAUCGAGGGCGUGGGCGAUGAGGUCACUCUGCUCUUCGGAGUCGUGUUCCUCUUGCUCAUCCUGGUCCUGGCCUGGGCCUCCACUCACACGGCUGAGCCACCUGAGCACCUCGUCCCAUCCAGCCCAGGCUCCGUCCCCUCGGCAGAACCAGAGAGCCAAGAGACCCACCCCCCUGGUGACACUACCUCUCCACCUCACAGCGCAAGGGAAGAUGAUAAGACUGAGGCAGGAGCUGAGCGAGGAGCUGAGGGACACGGGGGCAGUGCAGAGGCUGCAGGAGAAGAAAGCCUGUUGGGGGCAGACAAUCUGAGACACAGGGGACCUUCACUCAGCACGCAGCCACCAGACAGUGCCUCGAGCGCCGCACAGGCGUCCACUUCUGAAGAUGUGCCCAGUAACACGGAGAGAAACAUGGUACUGAGGCUGAAGUUUCUGAAUGACACAGAGAGAAUAGCACAGGUCAACCCCGAGGACACCAUCGGCUACAUUAAGAGGACCUACUUUGCUGGCCAGGAGCACCAGGUGCGUCUGAUCUACCAGGGUCAGCUCCUCCAGGACGAUGCCCAGACUCUGGCCUCCCUUAACCUCGCCGACAACUGCGUCCUGCACUGCCACAUCUCUCAGCACGCCACGCGGGCGAUGCCUGCAGGUGCUCGCGCCGCCGACCAGGUGCACGUGGCGCUGAACGUGGGCAGUCUGAUGGUGCCGCUGUUCGUGCUCAUGCUCUCCGUGCUCUGGUACUUCCAGUUUCAGUACCGCCAGUUCUUCACUGCUCCUGCCACCGCCUCUCUCGUGGGCAUCACCAUUUUCUUUAGUUUUGUCGCGUUCGGGGUGUACCGCCGUUAAUUCCGAGAGCUUCACCUGAUGCGCAUACGCUUAGCCUGCGUACACACAUACACAUACCAGCACCACUUUACAUUGCUUCUGGGAUCUCUGGACUUUCUCGGGUGUGUCGGAGGCCAUGAUUUCAGAAAGGUCUUAUCUUCUUUACUGUAGUCAGGUCCAUCUUCAAGUUUUAUGCUUGUCACACAGUAAUGUGCUCAAUAUUUAAUUUUUAGUUGGUUUUUUUUUUUUUAUUUAAUAUUUAGAUAUGCUCAUUGUGCCUAUCCUAAUAUUAUUAUUAUUAUUAUUAUUAUUGUUCUUUUUCUCAUUUUUGGCUUUGCAGGCUACCAGUGUGUAACUGGUGCUUGCUUAUGGGAGGGUUUGGUAGUCACAUGACUGUUCAAACUUUCAGGCAGGUUUACCUGUCUCUUGUCUGUCUGUCUCUCACUGUUAUGGAGUAGAGCAGACCGCGCUGCUGAUGUAUGUCUGGACUAUUGAAGUACUUUGUGUAAAAAGAAGAGGAAAAAAAAAAACCCGACGGAUUUUGAAACGAAAACAUAAUCUAUUAAAUCAUUUCUUUUAUUUA
Molecule: messenger RNA, 1559 nt
Organism: Ictalurus furcatus (blue catfish)
Lineage: Eukaryota; Metazoa; Chordata; Actinopteri; Siluriformes; Ictaluridae
Gene: tmub1
Product: transmembrane and ubiquitin-like domain containing 1
Exons: 3
Coding region: 143-997 (284 amino acids)
Molecular function (GO): protein binding
Source: RefSeq, a predicted model, not a curated record